Molecule: messenger RNA, 3500 nt
Organism: Bombina bombina (fire-bellied toad)
Lineage: Eukaryota; Metazoa; Chordata; Amphibia; Anura; Bombinatoridae
Gene: TPCN1
Product: two pore segment channel 1
Exons: 28
Coding region: 317-2722 (801 amino acids)
Biological process (GO): monoatomic ion transport; transmembrane transport
Cellular component (GO): endosome membrane; lysosomal membrane
Molecular function (GO): voltage-gated channel activity; monoatomic ion channel activity
Source: RefSeq, a predicted model, not a curated record
GCCCCUGCGCGGAAGUGUCCUUAGCGCUGCUGGGAUAGUUGGCGAUAUGCUGCUACAUUACUCGGGCUAAGAUUGUAGAAAACGUGACUCUAUACUGGUAAACAUGGUGACACAUCACUGAUAACUGGCUCCGUAUUCUUGUGUUGAAUCUUGGGUUUCACUAUAUGGAGAAAUGAUGCAGGAGCUAUUCUUUGCAACUGAUCUAUGUUGAGGUCCAAUAAUUAUCCUCUAGAGCACUUUACUUACACCUUCAUGAAGGACACUCUCAAAUCCAUUGUGCUGAAGCUCUGAGAGGAGUGGACUGGCAAUCAUUGGGAUGGCUGAACAGCAGGAAGAUGAUGAACCACUCAUCCUCACCUUGGAGGAAAAUGGAGGCUGUGCUGAUCUCCCCAGUGACAGCAUCAACUGCAGUGAGAUUUCAGACAGAGAUGUGUACAACCUUGGUACAGAUACUGCCCUACAAAUUGGAACUGCAGAUGAGCUUGCUUAUUACUGGGAGACCAGAUAUCAGGAAGCUGCCAUCUAUCUUCAGGAGGGUAAGAAUAACGAUAAGUUUUACACACAUCCUCGGAAUCCUAAGGCUCUCUCUGCAUACCUGUUUGCACACAAUCACCCAUUCUAUAUUUUGGAGAUCUGCACUGCUCUUCUAUUGAUGCUGCUGUCUCUGUGUGAGACCCCUGCUGUCCCCUAUCUGCGUCUUGAUAUCUAUGUCCAUGCCACACUGGAGCUGCUUGCCCUGGCAUGUGUUGUGUUUGAGCUGGGCAUGAAGAUGAGAUGGCUGGGCUGUCGGGCAUACUUAAAGCAUCGCCGGACCAUGCUAAAGAGUUUUGUGCUAUUGGUGCAGUUUAUAGAAGCAAUCGUGGUUCUGGUACGGCAGACCUCACACGUGCGUGUCACGCGAGCCCUGCGUCCCAUAUUUCUUGUGGACUGCAGGUAUUCUGGUGCUGUCAGAAGGAACCUACGGCAGAUCUUCCAGUCGCUCCCGCCAUUUAUAGAUAUUCUCCUUCUUUUGCUCUUCUUCAUGGUUAUUUUCGCCAUAUUGGGUUUUUACUUGUUUUCUCCUAAUCCAUCUGAUCCUUAUUUCAACACACUGGAGAACAGCCUUGUUAACCUGUUUGUGCUCCUGACCACUGCUAAUUUCCCAGAUGUAAUGAUGCCAGCUUUUUCCCUCAAUCCCUGGUCCUGUAUCUUCUUCAUUGUUUACUUAUCUAUUGAGCUGUACUUCAUCAUGAACCUGCUCCUGGCGGUUGUGUUUGAUACGUUUAAUGACGUUGAAAAGAAGAAAUUCAAGUCUCUUUUACUGCACAAGCGUACAGCCACCCAGCACAGCUACCAACUGAUUCUCAACUCGCAGGGUCCUCCGGGAAUUUCCUUCAGCCACUUUGAUGGGAUGAUGAAGUUCUACAAGCCGCGCAUGUCAGCCUGCGACAGAUACCUAACGUUCAGAGCUUUGAAAAGGAACGGAAAUGACACUCUCCGGUUAAAAGACUUCUAUCAUUUUUAUGAAGUGGUGGAUCUGAAAUGGAAGGUGCAGCAGAUUCGUGAGCAUUGGUUUGAUGACCUCCCUCCAACAGCAUACCUUAUAUUUAAAGGUAUCAAUGUGUUGGCAAAUUCCAAAGCCUUCCAGUACACUAUAUAUACCGUUGUUGCUGUUAACGGUUUCUGGAUUCUGACUGAGACCUUCAUGCUACAGGGGGGUAUUUUCUUCCCGCAAGGCGUCCCAUGGAGUUACAUUGUGUUUCUCACAAUAUAUGGGGCGGAGUUGCUCCUCAAGGUGACUGGCUUGGGCCCACAUGAGUACUUUACAUCUGGGUGGAAUCUGUUUGAUUUCUCGGUGACUUUGCUAGCUUUACUUGGGCUCCUGGCUCUGGCCUUCAAUAUGAAGCCAUUUUAUUUUAUUGUAGUGCUGCGGCCUUUGCAGCUUCUUCGACUCUUCAAAUUGAAGAAACGUUACAGAACAGUGUUAGAUACCAUGUUUGAACUGCUCCCAAGGAUGGCCAGCCUGGGGCUCACCCUACUCAUCUUCUAUUAUUCCUUUUCCAUUGUUGGGAUGGAGUUUUUUGCUGGGGUGCUGUAUCCCAAUUGCUGCACUAACAGCACAGUGGCAGACUCUUACCGAUGGCUGAAUCACACAGUGGGAAACCAGACAAGAACUGAAGAGGGCUACUAUUAUCUUAAUAACUUCAACAACAUUUUUAAUAGCUUUGUGACGCUGUUUGAGCUGACUGUAGUAAAUAAUUGGUAUAUCAUUAUGGAAGGAGUCACCUCCCAGACCUCACACUGGGCACGUCUGUACUUCAUGGUGUUUUACAUUGUCACUAUGGUGGUUCUUACUAUCAUUGUGGCUUGCAUACUGGACUCCUUUGUAUUCCGCAUGAAUUACAGCAGGAAGAACACAGACGUAGAAGGUACAGAUGAGAAGGGAAUCACGCUGGAGAUGGAGGUCGGGAGAGAGGAGCUAACUCUGAUUCUUAGACAAACCAAGAGCAGCGAUGAGAAAACCCAGCUACGCAAACUGCUUUCUCAUCUUCAAUCUAAAGAGGCUUCCUCUGUGCUGUUUGUGGGCCGCAGAUCUAGGACCAAGAGUGAUUUGAGCAUGAAGAUGUACGAGGAGGAAAUCCAGGAAUGGUAUAAGGAGCACUCCCGGUCACAGGAGACAAAGGUGAUGGAGCUGCAGCCUACCCCUGGAGGCCUGCGUCCUCGAUCCCGCACUGUUAACUGAGUGUUUUUAGACCGCAUUUAUGCACCUGACUAUGCAAUGACCAGUAUUAACAUUUACACCUCAUUAUUAUAGCCAGCAUAAGCAGAGGUUGCCAUUAGCACACAGUAUUGCUGCAACCGAAGUUGAUUGCAUACCUCUGGCAAUAAAAAAAAAACAAAUGAAGGACUCUUGAUAAAACACCUAAAAAAACUAGCUGAAAAUGUUAAGCUACAAUUUAAAAGAGACUUAAUGUAGUCAUUGUUGUCCUUUCAUCUGAUUUAUAAUAAUUACUUUGCUCCAUCAGGGGUGAUGGGCAGCAAAGCUUUACACCUAUAAACUACAGGCUGUAUAAUUUAGGUGUUUCACAAUAUGUUCUCCUUGGCCAUACAGACUAGAAGCCCCUCCUGAUGCAGUCUUAUCUUUUAACCCCCAAAUGAAGGGCAUUUCCUACAUAAGACAAUCAGGCUUGGCAACUUGUACCCUCCCACAUUGUUGGUCAAACGCAAUGUAAUGAAGAAUACAUCUCUAUAGUUAUCUCCAGCACAGAAGAAGUUAAUGCACAGCUAGAUAAAAUAUAUUAUAUUUGUAAGAUAUUAAUAAACCAGAACUUUUAUAGCUAUGUUUGUGUUAUGUUUCAGCUGUUAACGUUUUGGAAAUGAAACUCAUUGCAAUAAAAUGUAGCCUUUGCUGUUUUUAAUAUGUCUAUGCAACAAUGUAUGUAAAAGCUAUAUUUGAUAUUGAUACAGAGAGCAUGCAAUUAAAUGGUUGUUAUAACAUAUACCAACUACUAUUGAACAUA